GGGAGCCGAGCUGAAAAGCUCUCUCACAGCUCUCUCCUAUCUCUGAAAGGGGCCGUGUCCAAAUCCCUGCUGAGUGUGAAGCCUGUGGCGUGAGCUAAAGAAAUAGAGGACGUUUCUUCAUUGCUGCUCUGAUGCCAGGAGAACCUGGUGCCAAGCUUUGGCUCUUGCAUCCAACACAGUGGAAUGUGGAUUUUGACUCCACUGCAUUUUCCUAAGAAGGAAAGCAGUAUCACCAGACCAGAGAAAGAGGAGGCUGCACAUUAACAAAGAAGCCUGCUGACUCCCUGCAUCAAACACUGCUGGCCAGCCCCUUUCACUGAGAAUUCACCCUGGCCUUACCAGAAGAGAGGCAUUUCAGCUCUGCCUAUACUAUUAAGGCUACAAACUCUGCAGACUGGAAAUUUUGCUGUUUCAUUGUCAUCAGCAAAUAAUUGUGGUAUCAUUUUGCUUUAGCAAACUGGAAAAUGGAAAUGAAGAGAAAUACAACAAAGUUGCUGUGGCUGUUGAUGUUCUUCUCUGAUAUGGUGCCAUUCAGCUAUGAGAAAUCAGUGAGAGAGAGAGCUAUCGAGCUGAUGCAAGAUGCACGUUUAAUCGAUGGCCACAAUGACCUGGUACUGCAGCUGAGAAUAUUUUACCAAAAUAGACUCAGUAAAGUCAACUUAAGAGAACUCAACAAGACCCACACAAACAUUGUGAAACUUCAAGCUGGUUAUGUGGGAGCUCAGUUUUGGUCAGUGUAUGUUCUUUGCAGCGCUCAGAACAAGGAUGCUGUGCGUCUGACCUUAGAGCAAAUUGAUGUUGUCAAGAGGAUGUGUAACAGCUAUGAAGAGCUUGAACUUGUGACAACUUCCCAAGGUAUCUCUGACAGCAGGAGGAUUGCGUGUUUGAUCGGAAUAGAAGGCGGUCACUCCAUUGACAGCAGUUUGGCAACACUGAGGAUGUAUUAUGACCUGGGUGUUCGUUACAUGACUUUAACGCAUUCCUGCAAUACACCUUGGUCUGAAUCAUCAUCUAAAGGAAUACACCAAUUUUAUCCUAGUGUUAUGGGUCUGACUGCAUUCGGCCAAGAAGUGGUAAAGGAGAUGAAUCGCCUGGGUAUGGUGAUAGAUUUAUCUCAUACUUCAUAUUCCACAGCAAAAGCUGCACUGAAUAUCUCAAAAGCACCAGUAAUUUUCAGCCAUUCCUCAGCAUUUUCUGUAUGUAAUCACUCAAGAAAUGUUCCUGAUGAUAUCCUCCAGCAACUGAAAAAGAACAAGGGAAUUAUCAUGGUGACUUUCAAUGCAGAUGUACUGGCCUGUGGCAGAAAAGUUGUUAAUGUUUCUACCCUUGCAGAUCACUUUGACCACAUAAAGAAAAUUGCAGGUUCAGAAUCAAUAGGAAUUGGUGGUGACUACGACGGAGUGAAACGUUUCCCUGAGGGACUGGAAGAUGUUUCUAAAUACCCUUCUUUGAUUGAGGAACUUCUUAGAAGAGGAUGGAAUGAAACUGAACUGAAAGGGGUCUUACGGGAGAACUUUCUCCGUGUCUUCAGGGAAGUGGAAAAUGUGCGGAACUUUAAUAGACUAAUGGAUGUAGGUGAAAGUGAAAUUCUGCAAGAAGUACAAAAUUCCUGUCGCCUAGACCUACAUAAUCAUCAGCUUCAGACAACCAGGUCCUUUGGAUUUCCAUCUGUGGCACAACCUUUUAGUCUGACACUUGUAACUGUAUCAUAUUUAAUACUGUAUUAUGAAUCAUAAGAUCUAUGGAGUCUAGAGAGAGAUAUAUGGAACAAUCUGCAAUGCAAGUAGUUAUCUUUUGGUGGUUUUGUUAAUGUAAAGCUAUGCUAAAUUUUUUAUAUAAUUUUCUAUAAAUUCACCUGCAUACUUGAAAGUUAACAUAGAUUUUAAAUGUUGUAGCAAAAGCAUUUAGAAUUUGAAGGGAUAAAUUCUGUGUCAACUUGGCUAAACCAGGACCAACAUUGUUAAUGGAAAGUAUCCACAUCUAAUGAAUAUAUUCUCUAAUACAUGACACACAGUUUUGGUACCCAUAUUGUGGCACUUGGUAUAAAUACUGGAGUCCAGAAUCAGCAGUUCCACACCAGAACUAGAGAAUAUGAUUAAGACAGCUAUGCUGAGAUGUUUUCAGAUGUUACGCCUUGUAAAAUCAUACAGCUUUCAUCAUCAGUUGAUGGCUUAAUUGGAGAAGACCACGAGUGGUGGUGUUUUUUGUUUAGUUUAAAGACGACAAGAUGGGUGACAUGGCUAUUUCAGUUCAGAUUUCAUGACUACCACUAGCUUUAGGGAUCCAUCCUGCAGUACUAAACUCUUAUUUUUGAACCCUGACGAGGGCAGUGGGCAACUGGAGAGUUACUGAAGGGUGGAGGUAGGUAUCUUGCAUUCAGGUACAGGUGACAAGGCAAUGUUGUAGAUACUUUUCUAUACAUUGCUUGUUUCUAUAACUUGCUGUUUGCUACAUGUUCAUGAAGCUGGGAGCAAGAAUAAACCAGGACAAAGCAGGAAUUCUGGCUACUCAGAGGGUGAGAUCUUGGUCUGAUAUUUUUAUUGCAGUCUGAAAAGUAUAAAAUGAGUAUUUAAAUAAAAAAUUUGUUAGAAUGUUCCCCAGCUUUGUGGAAAUCUUUUUCACAAUUAAACAAUGAUCCUUAUCAAUAACAAGUUUUAUUAUUUUAUUUUUAUUCUAGCUGGCUAAAAUCAGACCAUUGGCACAGGAUUCACAGGCAUCAGAUUAGAAAGAAACCUUUUUAUUAUAAAUCUGUUGCUUCAGCCUUUGGAACACAUUUUUAAAUACACAAGGUAUGUGAGGUUAGAAGCUGCUGUUAUACAGAAGAGCGUAUAGUGCCAUAGGCCUAUUCUUGGUAGGAUAAUAUGGCUCAAACCUGGAAUUUUAAUCAAAUAGUCUGAGAUUCAUGAUGAAACUGUAAGAUGGCAGCACUACAUCUUUGUAGGGUCCUUUCACAGUGCUUGCUGGUAAAUGCCUUCUCAUGAUGCUUGCUGUUAAUUGUGAUUUUUAUCCCAUGAUAUGUGCUUUUAUUUACUGAUGCAACAUCUACAGCAUUUAGCCUUAGUAUAAAAUAAAAGUCCUGUAAUUGAUCUAAGGACAGCAUUUGUAAACACACAAAGUAUUUAACAACUGAAAGCAAGGCUUUCUAAAGUCACUUGACACUGUUCCCGCCAUCCAUUUCUGCAUUCCAUGUACAAGCAGGGUUUCUGGAAGAAGACUGUUCUUUUAUUGCUUCAAAAUGAAGCUUCAUUCAUGCUUCUGAUAAGGUGGUCUCCUUGAUAAGUAUAUUCUGAAUAUACUACUGCCACUUAAUGAAUUCUUUACAAAUCAUGUUGAAUAAUCUAGUUGCAUACAAGCCAAGUUUUUAAGAACAGUUUCUCAAUAAAUACUAGUCCUGGUUAUGUGUCCACAAUGGGGAACUACUGCACUGACUCAGAAGUUCCCAAUACUGCUUGACCGGCAUCAGAACUUGUUUUACUGGUAAAAUGACGAAUUCAGUAGGGCAAAUGUUUUACUUCCCAUCAGUACUUCUGUUAAUAGCUCCAUAAGCCAUUGGAAAACUCCCAUCUAUGGUCUCUUUUCACAGAAUUAGUACUGUGAUUACAUAUUUGAAAUGUAAGAUGCUUCCUUAUUCCUUCCAGCCUUUUUCUUUCUACUGCAUUGUCACUUGCCUGCCCACUAAUUUCUACUUUUUUUUCCAUACUGAAGCAUGGAUUAAAAAUAUAUUCUUUUUCUUAAAGAUAUGGAUAAUACUUUUAUGUAACUGAUUCCACCAUGCUAUAGAUAUUUGUAGUUUAUUUCCUUGUUUUAUCUACACUGUAUUGCACUUAUUUGUUUGACUGCUUUGUGCAAUGAAUAAUUUGUAACCUUGUGGCAAAACAUAUACACGAAAUUUAAAUAAAAUAUUGUUUAAAAGUGUGUAUAGGUACUGGUGUAAUCUCACGAAACAAUGUAUAUGUUCAGAAUUCCAGGAAACUCUGAAAGAACCAUGCAACUCUGCUGAAGAAGGAAGGCCAGGGUAUCAUGAGGGCUCUGGGUCUGCUCUUCACAGGGAAGGUAGCCUCCCCCAUUGCAGGCAGUAGAAAGUCAGGUAGGUUUAACCCUAGAGCAUCCUGGAUGUAGGCAGUCAGCCUCAUCUUCACUCAGAUACCACCUAACAUGUAGAGAAGUCUGAGCAAGUGCCUAUGGAAAGGGAACAUGGAUGACUCGGUCAUUGCUGUGAGUCCAUGACGACAGUGUUACCUGCAGCAAAUCACUUGGUCAAGCUAGUCAAGUCACAGAGAAAAAGGCUUAUGGUGAACCAGACAGGUUGCCUGCGCCAAGAUUAGGAUAACCUCCACUUCACAGCAUUUCUCACAGAUGUGUGAUGAUCUAGAAGUCCCUUUUUCCAUUACAAGUUUCAAUGUUAAUUCAGAAUGCUUCAAAUAAGCUGCUUGGGUGAAACCAAUAUCAGAGUGCAAAAUCAUCAAACAAGAAAUGGAAUCUUGUGCAUCAUGCAAUGAUUAUGGACAUGGUAUCUAGCUUAUCUAAUAGAUGCAGUUAGUUUAUUCUUCUUAAACGAUCAAAACCACACAGCUUGAAACAUGGUAGAAAGGCAUCUCAUUAGAAUUCCAUUUCAAAAGUAAAAUCAUGUAAGAUAUGGCUGUGACUGCUGUCAGAAAAACUAUAGUGACCCUUCAGUCUGAGUGCUAGUGUCUCCAGUCCUACUGACAGCAGCUUGUAGCUGUAGUCACAACAUUGCAUUUCUAACAGCUCAAGCAUAAAAUGAUUGCACUCUCAUUUCUGCCUCCCAAUGGAGAGGAUGAGUCAUCCUGAAAUUGAAUGCCUUUGCCCUGCACCAAUUAAUAAGAGCAAUUUGCACUGGUAAUUUGAAAUGCCUGCUAGCUCAACUGACAGAUUCUAUUAUGGCUAGUGGUAUCAGUGAAGUAUCAGAUGUAACUGAGAUACGAACUUUGUAAUAAGUUCUGUUGGCUGCCAAAUGGUGGAAUGCAAGUCAUUAUUUACCUCUUCUAAAUGAGUUAUGCUAACAUGAAUUCUGAAAAUAGUUAUUACUAUUUCUGUAAAUCUCAAAAUCUAUGAAGUACUUUCGGCUGAUUUUCUAAAUAAGAACCAAACUUCAAGGCAUCUUUAACAGUCCAAGGCUCAUACUUUUGCAUGUGUGAUAUGAACAACCAAAAACUGCAGAUGUAAUAUUGAUGCAGACAAUUGAUUUGAUUCUAAAAUGUUGAUGCCAGCGCCCUUCCCCCAGUACUAUCCUUUUCCAGACUAAUGGGCUGUAGCAUCCACAGAAAUAAACAACUUCAAUUCUCACUUGUCUCCUUUGGGUAAGUGGUGAUACUAGACACCAGGCCUAAAAAGUCUAUUGCUGGUCUAACCUAUGCAGCUGAUCUGUUAUGUAAAAUUUGAGUAGUUUAGUUCACGUAUCUAACUUCUACUCAGUGGGUGACUUGUUUGGACCAUGGAAGGACUUUUGCAUGUUUUACAUUAGAUAUGGACUACCGAACUGUGCUAGUGCUUAACAUCUGCAUUCCUUCUUGCAUAUCAAGCUGCUCAAGCAAUAUGCCAGCACAUUUCUUUGUUUCAAGGUCAGUAAACAUCAUGCAUUAAGUCUAACCACCUAUAUAAGUUUAUUAACUUCUGUUUGAUCUUAAAUGUAAGGUUCACUGGGAAUCUGUACCGCAGAAUCAACUUUGAAAAGCUGUGUAUCAUUGCAUCUCCAUCACCUUCUGGAGUAAGGUGCAGUGCCAUAGCAGUUUAUGCCAGUGUCAGCUUCGGCUGCUGCAGUCCUACCCUGUUUCUUCACUGCAUGUUGUCUCCCUGUCCCUUGUGACAGCACUGCUGUUUGUGUAACUAUAUGAUAAGCUGGUUCAGGGAGCUGAUCUAACUGAAAAGGAACUGUUUUCCUCCCUCAGGUGGUGGGUUUCCUGCUGAUCACGUCAGUAAUUGGGUUAACUACGUUCAGUGUUAGGUGCUAGUGGAGGAGAGGAGCAGAAAAGCAGACUACAGCGACUUGGAUUUCUUCCAUUUGCUACUGAAAGCAGCAGCUCCUCUGUUUACUCUUCUCUGGAUUUAUACAUAUGGAAAUGAUCAAAUUGCUUAAAAUUCUGAAAAUGUAACAUCUAAAUUAAAUAACCAGAAGAUUCUUCCCACUAACAGUGGCUUUCAUUUUCUCUUAAGAUUUGUUGGAUUCAAUUCGCAGACCCAGAGCAGUAUGUUAGGGGACCUGCUGAACUGUUUUCAGGACAGACUGUGAUGCUGGAUAACCCUUCUUGGAGUAUUUUGGAAGGCUUGAUUCAGUGUUUCAAGAACAAUUUUUAUUUUUUUUAAUCUGGUCUUGAUUUUUGUCUUGAUAUCUUACCUACAAACUUUACAUCUACAUAGAACAACUUGAAAUGGUGGUGGGUGUUUGGUACUCUUAUAAUUUUCAGUUUUUAUCUUUUGAAACCAGACAAAUGGAAAAGCUUUUAUUAACCUUCAUAUUUAUUUAUAAGUUCAUUAUGUAAUUUCUGUCAGAGGAAAAACAAAAUUUGUGGCAUUUGUAGCAUUUUUGUCCCGUUUCUGUAUUCCAGAUGUCUAGGAUCUUCAGUGAUUGAGCUAGAACCCCUCAGUCACUUGGUCCAGUAUUACCAGAUGACCUGUUCGUAGCCUGUUUCACUUUCUGCAACUCAAAUUGCGAAGGUGGCAAUUCUUUCCCCAAUGCCUGUACUGUUUGAGAAAUCAUUUCAACCUGUGAAGUUUUAUUUUUCUUGCAAAGCAAAAGCAACAAACAACCCCUCUUCCCUAAAGCUGUGACCUCAGAGAGAUAUUAAACUUGGUUCAGUUUCUUCUGUCAUGAGUCAACAAAUAGUGGGGGG
This is a messenger RNA of Haliaeetus leucocephalus (bald eagle), 6851 nucleotides long. Its product is annotated as dipeptidase 2-like. Gene Ontology annotation, molecular function: metallodipeptidase activity. The transcript has 12 exons. The record is from RefSeq and is a predicted model, not a curated record. NCBI's taxonomy places the organism in Eukaryota, Metazoa, Chordata, Aves, Accipitriformes, Accipitridae. Bases 465 to 1736 code for a protein of 423 amino acids. Gene Ontology annotation, biological process: proteolysis.